Molecule: messenger RNA, 860 nt
Organism: Hypoxylon fragiforme
Lineage: Eukaryota; Fungi; Ascomycota; Sordariomycetes; Xylariales; Hypoxylaceae
Exons: 1
Coding region: 190-525 (111 amino acids)
Source: RefSeq, a predicted model, not a curated record
GGGCUGGGGCUGGGGCUGGGGCUGGGGCUGGGGGGGAUGAGGGUAUAUGAUUGUAAGGACUUUGUUGUUUGUUUGUUUGUUUGUUGUUGUUGUUGUUGAACUGAAACGUGGAUACCGUUAUUGCUGAUGAUGAAGAUGAAGGUGAAGGUGAAGAAGAUGAUGAUAGGAUGACAGGGUCAAGGAUGAUGGAUGACUGAUGAUGGUGAUGACGGAGACGACGGAAGCCUUUGCGUGCGUGCGUGCGUGAUUCGAAAGUCAAAUUGCCUCGUUUUGCUUCCUUUUUUUUGUUUUUUGGCUCUUUUCUCUUCUCUUCUUGACACUUUUGUGUUCUUGCGAUUACCGACGUUGCUGCUACUACCGCUCCUGCUCCUACUAUCCACCUCCCAGUCCACUGGAGGGAGGGCUACGAUAUCUAGGGAGCCAGCUUCUCGGGUUCUUUUCAUUUCUUUACUUUUUAUUUUCUUUUUUAUUUCUUUGCACAAUUACUUUCUUACGCUCUCUUUUGCUCUACAGUGUUUUUGUUAGGUUAGAGACUCACCCCCCUUCUUAUUUUUCUCUUCCAACGAAUUGCUGUGUGGUGUCCCGGAAAACACCACUCUCUGCUGUUUUCACAGCGGUAGGGACUCUUUCGGUUUGACAUAACUACGCUUCGUCAGGGAGAUAAAAUGAAAGAGGGAGCGGAUGGAGUCGCGAUUCACUCAUUGGAAAUAACUUUGGGGGUGGUUGAGGUACUUAUUGGUAUGAUUGGUUGUUCAGGUAUCAUUAGGUAGUCAGUCAGUCAUUCAUUACGUACCUAUCUAGAUAGAUGGUUUACUUAAAGCCCCCCCUUUUAUGAAGGCCAUUCGUUUUAAACACAUAUU